Messenger RNA from Limanda limanda (common dab), 324 nucleotides. It is a transcript of the gene insl5a, whose product is annotated as insulin-like 5a. The record is from RefSeq and is a predicted model, not a curated record. The coding region runs from base 1 to 324 and encodes 107 amino acids. The transcript is spliced from 2 exons. Lineage: Eukaryota; Metazoa; Chordata; Actinopteri; Pleuronectiformes; Pleuronectidae. Gene Ontology annotation, molecular function: hormone activity. Gene Ontology annotation, cellular component: extracellular region.
AUGAAGGCUUCGGUGAUUGUGUCCCUGCUCCUGUGUGCGGUGGCGUGCACCGUCCAGGUGAGAGCGGAGGUGAAGGCGGUGAAGCUGUGUGGUCGAGAGUUCCUGAGAGCCGUGGUCUACACCUGCGGAGGCUCCCGCUGGAGGAGAGUCCUCACCGAGUCAGACGUGGACGCUCCGCCGACAGGGGAGGAGAGCAGCCUGGAGACCGAGAGCAGCAGCAGCUCCUCCACCGCUGGGCUCACCAGACGAGACAUGAAUAACAUACUGACCACCGUGUGCUGCCAGAUGGGCUGCAGGAAGAGUGACCUGACCUUCCUCUGCUGA